AUGGAAUAUGGAGCCAUAGUAUGGGACCCAUACACGGUAACAAACACAAAUAAGCUAGAAAGGAUACAACGGCAAGCGGCAAGAUUCAUCACCAUCUAUUACAAGUCAAGAGAGGACGGUUGUGUCUCCAAUAUGAUUGCCAAACUGGAACUACAAGACCUCUUUACAAUUGCAAGACGAACAAGUUGUGCUAUUCAGGAGGUACUUAUGAGUAUGCUAAUGACUAUUUCUAAAUCUGAAAGAACAGAAACGCCUAAAUCUGAUUUCAAUACUUCAGAAUAUAUAAAAAUGGUCCCUACAACAAAAUUUACUAUACAACCUGUUAUCGAAGAUAAUACAAGUAGUGCACGCCCAGAAUCUCCAUCUAUCGGAGAAACCAUUUCAAAAAGCGAUGUGCAAAAUAUUACCAAAAGUGAUAACAGUAUUUCUAACUUCGAGUGUGACACAAGUAAUUUGCCGGCUAGUAAAACUCCCAGCUCUAGUGAUUCAAUUGUCGUCAGUGAUAAUUACAAAGGAGCAUAUGUGUCUGAGCAAGAAACCACAAAUGAAUGUAGUAUUCCCUCUGGUUUAGAAAUUAGUGCUGCUCGAGACAAAAAUAAAAAAGUGUCUGUUGCUCCGAAAAAAUAUUACAGAGGAAUCUCUAUUUCGAAAAGGAAUUCACCCCUUAGUCAUGCUGUGAACAAAGAAACAAAUGAAUCAAGAAUAUUACCAGAAGACGACAAUGUGCCAAGUGUUUCGUUUGAAGAACAGUUAAAGAAAAAGAUAUCAAGUGAAUUAUCUCACCAAAAGAUCCACCAACUAGUUGUCGAAGCUAUAACGGAUGGAAAGUAUAAGCAAACGGUAAUACCUAUAGAUAUCUGGGAUUUUGGCGGACAGAAAGAUUAUCAUAUGACCCAUCAGCUCUUUAUUACAAGCAGAGGGAUUUUUGUAUUGAUGUUCAACGGAAGCAUUGACUUAAAAAAGGCAAGACGGGAUUUAGCAUUUCUGUCAGGACAUUACACUAAACAUUCUUCAGUGGCAGUAUAUCUGAUUCACUGGGUGAAUUCCAUUUUAACAUACUCCAAACGCUUAGAUGGAGGAUUUCCAAGAAUAGUUUUUGUAGCUACGCAUAAAGAUAAGAUUUCAAAGAAAAAGCAGGAAUCACACAGAAACAAGCUCAUGGAUCAAAUUGGGGAUUUAUUUAAAUCACAUGCAGGUCUCAAACAUCUUGACUUCAGGCCACUCAUUUUUAUCAACGCUAUAGAUGUAAACGAUCCAGAGAUUGAAGAUCUCCGAAUGACUCUGAUGAACAGCGCUAGUGAGAAUCCACGCUGGGGAGAACUUAUGCCAACAGUAUGGGUUCCACUGGAAUUGCAAUUAUUAAUGGAAGCAGAAAAGGGCAUAAAUGUCAUGUCAAAAAAACAACUGGAAAUGCUAAAUGUACAAAACAAAUCAAUGGUACUCACAGAACAGCAACUAGAAACUUUUCUUUUGGUUCAACAUUCUCUGGGAAAGGUUCUUUACUUCAAUACAAAUACCCUUCGUAACUUUGUCAUCAUUAGACCAGCCUUCCUUGUAGAUGUUCUUCGAUCAAUAGUAACAGAAAAGCAGUUUUGGAUCAAAGAGAAGCAGUUUGUUCGUAUCUUGAAAUCAUUGAUAGAUACGGGCUUUAUUGAACGUGAGGAUAUUUAUCUAAUAUGGAAUCAGGACGCUUUUAACCAAAUUCUUCCCUAUAAAGAAUUUAUGAUUGAAGUUUUAGUUCAUCUUGACAUCUUAGUUGCUCCGCAAACUCACGAUGACAAUUUGAAUUGCAACAUUCAAGACAUGCCAAGGUUUCUUGUUCCAUGUUUGAUAACAAGGCCUAAUAAAACCAAGUACAUGAAAAAAUUUUGCACUUCAAAAACAUCUAUAAUAAUGUCAUAUACAUUCAUUGAAGAAGUCAUUCCUCCAGCGCUUACAUAUAGAUUCCUUGGAUCAUUCGUCACCAUGUGGGGUGUAAAAAAUUACAAAGAAAAAAAGAGAUUGUUGUUCAGCGAUCUUGCCGUUGUAGAAGUGGAUAAGAGUCACGAUGUUGCAGUUCAGGUAGUGAAAAAUAGAGUUGUGGUAUAUCUCAUCCAUUCAAAGAGGAAGGAAGAUAUUGUACCAACACUUGCAUCUUCCGUACAAGAAUGUUUGACUGCAGCAGUUUACAGAAUUUCUGAAUUUUAUUCAACGCUUUCGGAGGAGACCAAAACAGUGCAACAGAAGUCUCAUAUGGUCAUGCCAUUCAAUAUAGAGUUUGGUGUUCAUUGUCAAAAAACUUUAUGCUUCUUCCAACCUAAAAAUAUGCAAGCAUCCGGUCAAGAUCCAGGAUUGCGGUGCAGCUGCCACAAGCAAAGUCAUGAUGUCAAUUGUCUUAAAUUGUGGUUUUCUGAAAAAAUUUAUUGUGAGAUAUGUGACGAAUCGUGUAACGGUCUUGGUGAAAUAGAAAUAGAGCAAUGUCCCGAAGAAAAACACUUACUCAGAUUUGUGGCAAGACUUACGCAUGAUCAUUGUCGUGAGCUCUUCCUUUUACUUGGAAUGGACAAAAGUAUUUGGGAAGAUGUUAAUCAACAGUUCCAACAUCUUCACCCUGACGAUUCCAAAUUUACUUCCAUGUUAAGAUGGAAAGAAGGGAGGAGAAAUCCAACAUUUCAAGACAUCAUUUAUGCCUUAGAAGAAUGCAAACUAGAUAAACAUCUACUUUGUCAGGUUUUUAGAGAUGUAGUUCCCGAUACCUCAGGAAUUACAGAUGAUAUCCUGACCAAAGUACCAUCUACCACUACAUUGCAGUGUCUAGCAAACCAUAUCGGAAACAGUAGUAUGCAGUUAGGUGUAGAACUUGGGCUGACCAUGUCUGAGAUACAGAACAUACAGUACGAACACAAGGACAAGCUGUUGAAUCAGACGAGGGAAAUUUUACGGAUCUGGAAGCAGAAGAAAGCCCCAAGAAAUUUGUCACUGAUCAAAGCCUUGCAUAGGAUUGGAAAAAUCAACUGCAUAAGCAUGAUAAACGAAUAA
Mytilus trossulus (common blue mussel) is the source of this 3018-nucleotide messenger RNA. RefSeq lists its product as uncharacterized. The record is from RefSeq and is a predicted model, not a curated record. The transcript is spliced from 8 exons. Lineage: Eukaryota; Metazoa; Mollusca; Bivalvia; Mytilida; Mytilidae. Gene Ontology annotation, biological process: signal transduction. The coding region runs from base 1 to 3018 and encodes 1005 amino acids. Gene Ontology annotation, molecular function: protein binding.